Messenger RNA from Pangasianodon hypophthalmus (striped catfish), 1787 nucleotides. RefSeq names its product sirtuin 3 (gene sirt3). Gene Ontology annotation, molecular function: NAD+ binding; histone deacetylase activity, NAD-dependent. The record is from RefSeq and is a predicted model, not a curated record. Lineage: Eukaryota; Metazoa; Chordata; Actinopteri; Siluriformes; Pangasiidae. The coding region runs from base 541 to 1479 and encodes 312 amino acids. The transcript is spliced from 10 exons.
GGAAUAUUCACAGGCAAAGGUCUAUCAGGGAUACACACUACCCAUAGGAAGAUUUCAGCCAAGUUUGUCUGUGAUCAGAAGCUGGACCUGGAGCGACAUGGACACUCAGGUGUUUUGCGAUGUUGGACAAAUGAAUGUUCCAGGGAGCGUUCAUUCAUUUCAGGGACAACAGGAUUACAGACUACUGACAUUUCUCUAUAAAGGAGAUGUCAGUAGGAAAGGAAAAAAACAUGUCUACAUGUUUGUCCUACCUGAUGCCGCAGUCUAAUAGGUCAUAAAAAUAAAUGUAUUUUUAUUCAUUUUUCAGCCAGGGUGACUUCAUAUUGCCUGCUUUCCACUAGAUUUUGGAGCGUGGCUGUGGGGAUUUGUGUUCAUUCAGCCACAAGAGCAUUAGUGAGAUCAGACACUGAUGUUGGGUGAGGAGGUCUGGGGUGUAGUCGGCGUUCCAGUUCAUCCAAAAGGUGUUCAGUGGGGUUGAGGUCACGGCUCUGUGCAGGUCACUCGAGUUCUUCUACACCAGCCUUGCCAAACCAUGUCUUCAUGGAGCUCGCUUUGUGCACAGGGGCAUUGUCAUGCUGGAACAGGAGAAGCAUCCAGAGAGGGUUUUUUGGAGGAGGCCAUGGAGGCGCCAAACAGAAUAUGACUUUAGAGGACAUUGCAAAAGGAAUCAGAGAACGAGAGUACAAAAGGAUAGUGGUUAUGGCUGGAGCAGGGAUUAGUACUCCAAGUGGAAUUCCAGAUUUCAGAUCACCUGGAAGUGGCCUUUAUGACAACCUCCAAAAGUACAACCUCCCCUAUGCCGAGGCCAUAUUCGAGAUUAACUAUUUCCAUUACAACCCUAAACCUUUCUUUGCCUUGGCUAAAGAGUUGUAUCCUGGUAAUUAUCGUCCCAAUCUGGCCCACUACUUCAUCCGGCUGCUUCACGAUAAAGGCCAGCUGCUCAGGAUGUACACUCAAAACAUCGAUGGGCUGGAGAGAAUGGCAGGAAUCCCAGCUAAGAAGUUAGUGGAGGCACACGGGACAUUCGCGACAGCCACAUGCACAGUUUGUCGUCGAGAAUACCAAGGUGAAGACCUGCGUAGCAAUAUAAUGGAAGGAACAGUGCCUCACUGCUCUCAGUGUAAAGGAGUGAUUAAGCCUGACAUCGUGUUUUUUGGUGAAGAGCUGCCACAGCACUUUUUCCUCUACCUCACCGACUUCCCCAUGGCAGACUUACUGAUUGUAAUGGGGACGUCAUUAGAGGUGGAGCCAUUUGCCAGCUUAUCUGGAGCCGUGCGAAGUUCUGUGUCUCGCCUCCUUAUAAAUCGUGACCUGGUGGGACCCUUUGCCUGCGGCUCUUCACUGCACAGUGACGUGGUAGAGCUGGGUGAUGUAGUGAGUGGCGUGAGGAAACUAGCAAACACUUUGGGCUGGAUGCCUGAGCUGGAGACUCUCAUGGCUGACGAAGGUCAGAAGGCUUCAAAGGAGAGAGAGGAAUGACUAUCCGGAUGUGGGAGACCAGCGUCAUUUCUCGCAUCCUCUCAGUCAUUUUGUGGCUGUGAUGUCUCGGCUCGACACAUGUGGCACUUUAACAACCGGUGAAGUUGAACUGUAAUGAACGCAGCACUUGGAGGCUCAGCUCACUGCAUUAGUCUCCCUUUGUAGCUUUAAUGGUUGUUUUACAACCUCAACGUUAAUAGGGAAUUGUUAAUGGUAUGAACUAUGAGCUGAUUAAAUGUGAUAUUCUUUUCAGGUGAUUUAACAUUUUUAUUCCUACUUAUUAAUAUUAAAAGCUUUGAAAGGUGUCA